AUUUAAAAGUUUCCGCCACGGUCACACUGCUAUUUACACGCCCAAAAAUUUAAUAAAUUUAUAACGCUCUUUGAAAAUUCCAUAAUAAACGAUGAAGAAUCUUGAGAAAUGUGCACUGGCUGUGGUCCUGCUCUGCUGUCUGCUGCAAGUGGGCCAAGCCAUCAAAUGCUGGGAUUGCCGCAGCGACAACGAUCCAAAAUGCGGAGAUCCCUUCGACAAUAGCACACUGGCGAUAACGGACUGCCAGCAGGCGCCGGAACUGGAGCAUCUGCCGGGCGUGCGCCCGACCAUGUGUCGCAAAAUUCGACAGAAGGUCCAUGGGGAGUGGCGCUACUUCAGGAGCUGUGCGUACAUGGGCGAGCCCGGAAUCGAGGGCGACGAGCGUUUCUGUCUUAUGCGCACCGGCAGCUACAACAUAUUCAUGGAGUACUGUACGUGCAACAGCAAGGAUGGCUGCAAUUCGGCAGGAAUCCAUCGCCUGGGCUGGGUAGGAGCUCUGUGUGGCACUUUGGUGUCCGUCUUUGUGGCGCACCUUCUGCGGCAAUAAUUGGAACGGGAUCUACUAACUCCUGUAGCCAAUCCCAUGCCUGAUUUCCACAAGACUGUUUUGGCUCGAAAAAGGAUAUAUUAAGUUAUUGCAGCAGAAAUUCUGAUAUUCCCGCUCUUUCAGCGACAAAGAUAUUGGAAUAUUCCACAAAUCGUGUUUCAAAUGAAGCUAGAAACCAUUUCUUACAAGAAAACCAUACAAAAUUGCCGCAAAAUCCUGUUUUUUUGAGCCAAUACAGUCGCCUUUUUGCAAUUCAAGUGCCUUUUCUGUAAACUACUCGACUUUUUGUAACUUAAACCAAGGAAAACUAUUUCCGUCCAGAUGAAUCUUACGCACAUGACAUUAGACAUAUACGCCGCCGCGCCACGCCGCCGCCGCCGCCGAUUUUUGCCUUAUUUGAC
Messenger RNA from Drosophila kikkawai, 948 nucleotides. RefSeq names its product crooked (gene crok). Gene Ontology annotation, biological process: positive regulation of voltage-gated potassium channel activity; regulation of synaptic transmission, cholinergic; sleep. Lineage: Eukaryota; Metazoa; Arthropoda; Insecta; Diptera; Drosophilidae. The record is from RefSeq and is a predicted model, not a curated record.